Messenger RNA from Mixia osmundae IAM 14324, 2607 nucleotides. RefSeq lists its product as uncharacterized. Lineage: Eukaryota; Fungi; Basidiomycota; Mixiomycetes; Mixiales; Mixiaceae. The coding region runs from base 1 to 2607 and encodes 868 amino acids. The transcript has 4 exons. The record is from RefSeq and is a predicted model, not a curated record.
AUGCGCAAACAAGGCUCGAGCGUCAGGGCGCCAAGGCGCGCCGUGCAUGUUUGCCGGGCUGUGCGCAGGGAAGACAUCGCAUACAGCCUGCCUCUGACUGCUGCCCCAAAGACACUCAGUGCACUAGUCAACGGGAACCACCUCACCGAGUCAUCAGUCCGCGUUAGUCACCGCGACCUGGUCAGGUCCGAGGCCGCACCAUUGCCACCAGCUAUAGAGGCGCACUCAUACACUGCUGACGCUAUGGGCGGGGGUCGGAGCGAGUCGUCAGCCAGUGACCCUGCAGCCGAGCCAAGCACAUCUUCGACCGCGACAGCGAGCAGCCCGACAGGCUAUGCGCACUCGGAUGCAGGCACGGAUCAUUCUGUCUCACUCUCCGACACGGAGCAUGGUCAUCUGUCCGAUCUAAGCAGCUUGAGUGACCCUGAAAUCGAUAUCGACGACUACGAGAUGGUGCCCUUCUCGAGCUCUGACGAACGCAGACCCAUCCACGAUCGUAGUGACGAUCGCCGUACGACCGGCUCGCUGCGAUCUUCGUCUGACGAGGACCGGGACACGGAGGAUGAAGCCACGCACGAGACACCAGCACGACCUCUUUGGGAGAGUGAAGCCGACGUCGUCAAGAUUCGUCGUCAGUCUGCAGAGACGGACGAGUCUGACAUCGAAGGAAGCUAUCUUGUCGAUUCUGCUCAUCAUCUAUCAGCCGAGCUGAAAUACAACUCAUCAUCUCUCACGAAUUCACGUGGCACGCUACAAGGGUCCGAUGGCUCGCUCAGAGCCAGCCAGAUCGAAUUAGCUUUCCCUGAUCCCAUGCGAUCAUCUGCAGAGACUGUCCAGAAGCCCAAGAAUCGCUCACGAUCGCGUCGCGCAAUGCGCCGUAAGAAAGCAACGACAGACUCGCUUGCUGCAGGGCCUGCUACUGAUCCAGUACCAAGCGAGACUGCCGUGACAGCACCCAGUGCGAAGCCAAAUCCACCUGCAAUCCACACUUUGCUCAUGUCAUAUGUCAGAACGAUGCGCGCAGGUCCGGCUGUCGGUAGCGUCGUUAGCCUCAUUGUCGCUAUCAUUCUGGGCUCAGCCGUCCUUCAGAGCCCUAGAAAAGCUUCAGAUGCUCUCAAUGAUGAGUUCCUAUACGGUGCAGCAUCUCUCACGAAUUCAAUCGCGGUAUCGACCCACCUGCAGCAAUUUGUUCGAUCUGCUGUGCCCACGGCUAAUGUCAAAAUAGCGACGGAACACAAAGCCCAGCCUUCCGCUUAUGCGCUCGCGGUCAGACCCAAGCACGAGGUGCAGGCAAUGUCCGAGGCCGUUCCUGCUGCAGCGAGUUCGAUGAGAAAGCGCCGGAGCAGGUCAAAGCAUACGCAAUCGGUCGAGCCUGCCGCUUCCUCGAGCACGGCUCCAGUCGAUAGCGCAGUGACUAAAGCUCUCCAGCGGUUCACUGCCUUCGAGCUGGCUACUACCACCGGCUUAGGUUUCACAAAGCAACAACUGACCGAAUCGAUCGCGUCUGCUGGUACUGCAUUCGAAGACACCGUCUCGCAUGCCGAGGCGGGCAUGGGAUCCAUCAAGGGAAUGCUGGCUCGUCAGAUUGAUCUAGUUCGUCGUCAUCUGACCGAUGCAGUCGGCAUCUUCCAUCAGGCCGCUUUCUACUUGUACGAACACUCUCGCCGCGUCGUCGAGACGAUCGGCGACACUACUGCCGAAUGGCAUCUUGACACGGCGCACACUGGAUAUGUCCUCACAAAGGCAGCCGAAGUAGUCGGACAUGGCGCAGGUGUACUCGACAACGAUCUCCGCAUCCUUUGGCAGACCAGCCUCCCGUUAAUGGAGCAGGCGCAGGCGAACAUCCGCAAGGCCCAAGGGGAUCUCAGGAGCAGUCUACCCUCGCUCGAACAGGCUCAGGCUAUGUCUACAGAGACUGCCAAAGCGCUCCGCACAGGCAUCUAUCAGCGGUGGCAGCAGGGCCGCCAGCACCGCGAGAAAGGCCGUCGUGUCUUGCUUAGUGCUGCUUCGCGAAGCUGGCAGGACGCUCGACAUGGUGCCAAGAUCCUGCGACAGGACGCAUCGAAGAUCUACAGCAAUGCUGGUCGAAAUGUAGCCAACGCGCACUCAUCCUGGCAAGCUGCUCGUCACAACGCGCAGAUCGGUCUCAGUAUCCUCAAAAGAGACGUUGCCCGCGCGCGCGUUCGAGCGGGCCCUUCGGUCUCUCGUGUGUCACGGCAGUUGAAGAGUGCUUCAGAGCAUGCACGUCGCGGCAGUCAGAUUCUCACAGAGCAGAGCCUGCGCGUCCGUGAUAACGCCGGUCGAGGCAUUGCACUCAUUCGCGAUCAAGGUCUCAAGGGGGCAUACGAAGCUGUUCGCAAGGAUCGCAACAUGCGCAAGGCUGCCAAUGCCUUCAACAGGAGCAAAGGCAAGCGUGCUAAUGCCGAUCAUCAUUUCAAGCCUCGACAAUGGCACGAGCGCUUCUCCCGCCGUCAGUGGCCGAGCAUCCGCGAUUGGCGCAAGCCCGCUGGCCAUCGUCGUACGCAUCGCAAGCUGCACGGCAGGAAGGCUCAACGAGCUCGGGAGGAUCCUAUGGACUUUUGGCAAUCGACGGGCGCAUUCGUGUAA